Molecule: messenger RNA, 853 nt
Organism: Austrofundulus limnaeus
Lineage: Eukaryota; Metazoa; Chordata; Actinopteri; Cyprinodontiformes; Rivulidae
Exons: 2
Coding region: 98-853 (251 amino acids)
Source: RefSeq, a predicted model, not a curated record
AGGGCCACCGGAGGAGGCGAGAGCAGACGAAGGGCCACCGGAGGAGGCGAGAGCAGACGAAGAGCCGGCGGAGGUUGACGGAGCCAGAGUGUCAACGAUGGCAAAGGCAGGCGACAGAGGCGAUGAGGAGGCGAUGGGCAACGUGGAGGCAACGGCAACCGACUCAGAUGUCGUGGAGGCGCCGGCAGCCGACCCACGAACCUCAAGGACUGCCUACACUGGGACGGCCACCUCAGGAGACACUGGGACGGCCACCUCAGGAGACAUUGGGACUGCCACCUCAGGAGACACUGGGACCACCACCUCAGGAGACACUGGGACGGCCACCUCAGGAGACACUGGGACGGCCACCUCAGGAGACACUGGGACUGCCACCUCAGGAGACAUUGGGACCACCACCUCAGGAGACACUGGGACAGCCACCUCAGGAGACACUGGGACUGCCACCUCAGGAGACACUGGGACCACCACCUCAGGAGACACUGGGACGGCCACAUCAGGAGACAUUGGGACUGCCACCUCAGGAGACACUGGGACCACCACCUCAGGAGACACUGGGACGGCCACCUCAGGAGACACUGGGACCGCCAACUCAGGAGACACUGGGACCACUGACUCUGGAACCACUGGGACCACCGACUCAGGAACAGGGACUGGAACAACCAACUCAGGAAACUUGGAAAACUCAGGAAUAGACUCAGGUGGUUCAGCAGACCCAGAAGACUCAGGUGAUCCAGCAGGCAACCCAGGAAAAACAGGGGUGGGAGGGUGGGAAACAGAAAUUCCAGGUGCCUCUGCUCUCGAUGGACAGAGAUAUGAGAAAGAAGCAGCCAGUUCAUCCAGCCGUCUCUAA